Messenger RNA from Pyrus x bretschneideri (Chinese white pear), 1931 nucleotides. RefSeq names its product protein CLT1, chloroplastic. The transcript is spliced from 10 exons. The coding region runs from base 124 to 1488 and encodes 454 amino acids. The record is from RefSeq and is a predicted model, not a curated record. NCBI's taxonomy places the organism in Eukaryota, Viridiplantae, Streptophyta, Magnoliopsida, Rosales, Rosaceae.
AAUGCCCCCCCCACGCGUCUCUCGGAGUCAGACGACAAAACAAUCACGUCUCUCUCUUUCUCUCUAUGUAUACGGAAAUUAUUACAAAACAUCGGAUUUACAAUUCCACAACUUCCUAUUACGAUGUCGAGUAUCCACCGCGUAUGGGCGGGCGCCGGAGCUCCCGACCCACCAAUUUGCAUCCGGGAACCACCACGCUUGCAGCCCGAGAUCUCACAUCUCCGGCACAGAUAUUACGGGAGUAUUCUCCGGCAAGGAUUCUCGCUGCGGACGACGCCGUCUGAGCAUUUGCGGCGGGUGACAUGGACGUUGGAAGCGGUGGGGUCCAGAGGGGCGUGGGAGCGAUCGGAGGGCGGGGAAGGAGCGGAGAGCUCGAAGGCGGGGCCGUGCUCGUAUGCGGUGGGGGAGUAUCGGGCGUCGGUGGAGCAGGAAAGGAGUAGUAAGGAUCGGAGGGUGGACAUGGCGGUUGCAGCGGCGGUUACGGUGGUUCUGGGGGUCGGAAAUCGGGUGCUUUAUAAGCUGGCCCUGGUCCCCCUUAAACACUACCCAUUCUUUCUCGCUCAGCUCGCCACUUUCGGAUAUGUAAUUGUAUAUUUCUCAGUCUUGUAUCUCCGGUAUCGCGCUGGUAUUGUUACUGAUGAGAUGCUAUCCAUGCCAAAAGCUCCAUUUCUUGCUGUUGGCCUCUUGGAAGCUCUUGGUGCUGCUACUGGGAUGGCAGCUGGAGCAAUUCUUUGUGGAGCAUCAAUUCCAGUUUUGUCUCAGACGUUUCUUGUUUGGCAAAUUCUCCUGUCAAUUAUUUUCCUUGGAAGGAGAUACAGGGUCAAUCAACUUUUAGGGUGCGUUCUUGUAGCCAUUGGUGUAAUCAUAACUGUAGCAAGUGGAUCUAGUGCUGGAAAUUCGUUAAAAGAAGCUGGUGUAUUUUGGAGUCUUCUCAUGAUAGUUUCAUUUUUGUUCCAAGCAGCUGAUACAGUGCUGAAGGAAGUAAUCUUUCUGGAUGCUCGUCAGCGGUUAAAGGGAAGAUCAGUGGACCUAUUUGUUGUGAAUUCCUUUGGAUCUGCUUUCCAAGCACUAUUCAUAUGCCUCCUCUUACCGUUUUUGUCGAAAUUAUGGGGGAUUCCAUUUGGUCAACUGCCAAGCUAUCUUAAAGACGGUGCAGCUUGCUUUCUAAACAUGGGUACCUUAUCAACAGGAUGUGAUGGUGCUCCAUUACUUCCGUUACUAUUUGUUAUUGUCAACAUGGGCUUUAACAUAUCAUUGCUGCAUCUUCUCAAGAUAUCUUCUGCUGUGGUAUCUUCCCUCGCAUCGACAUUUUCAGUGCCGAUAUCUGUGUAUGUCUUCACGCUGCCACUACCAUACCUAGGUGUUGCAGCCUCGUUGCCCACAGGCUUUGUCUCUGGGACCAUUGUUCUUGUAAUUGGCUUGCUCAUCUAUGCCUGGACACCUUCAGUCUAUCCAACUAAUGCCUCCCCAUCACCUCCUACUGUCUGAUGGUCAUAGCCAAAAAGCAAGGGAUUGGUCUCGUCAUGGUUAAGAAAGAUAGGAGGAAAAUACAGAAGGAUUUACUCCUUGUGUGGAAAUUGGCCAAUGUCCAUUGAUGAAACUUCAUUCACAAGCUGUAGCGAUGAGGAUCCAUCAUAUUUGAAGAGAGAAAACAAGAAAGCUUGAUUGUGAAUUUUUUGUUUUUCCUAUGAAGAAAAGUUCCCGGUGUGCGCAUUCAUGACCCAGAGAAAAAAAAUUUUGUGAGAGCAUUUGCUGGAAAGAGAGCGGAGUUUGAUUUCGUAGGGAGUUUGGUAGUUGUUUUUGUUUGUUGUAUGUCUAUUACAUGUAAUCUUCCUUUGUGAUUGUUGGAGUUUUGAGACUCUUAGGGUCCCACAUCGGGGAACUUUUAGUUCCCAUUGCCAUUUAUAUAGUUCUAGUCCUUUGUCCCAGUA